This is a messenger RNA of Staurois parvus, 251 nucleotides long. Lineage: Eukaryota; Metazoa; Chordata; Amphibia; Anura; Ranidae. The record is from the annotation of a GenBank genome assembly.
CCUGUCAGUGUCCAUCAGUGCCAGCAUCAGUGCCGACUAUCAGUGCCAGUCAGUGUUGCCUAUCAAUGUCCAUCAGUGCAGCCUAUCAAUGUCCAUCACUGCAGCCUCAUUAGCGCACAUCAGUAAAGGAGAAAAAAAUACUAAUUUACAAAAUUGUAUAACAAAAACUAAGAAAAAAAUUUUUUUUUUUCAACAUUUUCAGUGGUUUUUGGUUUGUUUUAGCAAAAAAUAAAAAUCCCCGAGGUGAAUAA